UUACUUUCUUCGCGCGGGUCGUCUUCAGCGCGCAGAAAAGGCCAAAGGAGCAUCUCCCGGCAGCCUCUCACUUUCGAUGCGCGUGAUCCCCACCUUCUUGGUGACCCAGUCGAGGCUCGCACCGCGCUCAGGGUGACCCCAUUCCGCGAGAGCUCGCUGAGUAAACACGCAGCAUGGACAGGCAUACCCUGCGGAGGGUCAGGCUGUGCCUUUGGACGGUCACAGCGGCCAUCAUGUGUCUCACCGUCGUCUACCUCAACGUGCUGAGCGAGGGCAAGACGAGGGUGGUCAAGCGGAGCCUCUUGGAGCUCGACCCGGCGGAAGGAACCGCCGGUCCUGACGGCAAGGGUGGAGAGGUGCUGUUCUUCAACAUGGUGCCCAAGUCAGGAAGCGAGAUGCUCGUGCUGCUCAUCUCCUGGCUUCAGGGCAGGAACGGAUUCAGACACUACCGUCUGCCUGGAGGCAGGGCUGGAAAUGAUCGCAGGCUUUCUUCGCAACGACAGGAAGAAGUUGCUAACACAAUAAAUGAAAUCCAGAGUGCAUCCACCGUGCCCACCUCGUUUGAUAGGCACAUAUACUUCACGAAUUUCUCCUCGUAUGGCUACCAAAACCCAAUAUACAUAAACCUGAUCCGAGACCCGGUUGACAAAAUGAUUUCCCGUUUUUACUACGCCGACUUGAAGAAGCGGAAGGAGGCUCAGCUGUUUGAGGAGUGCGUCGCCGCGGGGGCGCCAGAAUGCCGGUUCAUCAACGGCCACCUUUAUGACCUCGCCAUCCCGUACUUUUGCGGGCACGAAGCCUACUGCUCUCAGCUUAACAACCGCGACGCUUUGGAACGAGCUAAAUCCAACGUCGAAAAGUAUUUCAAGGUGGUUGGAGUGCUGGAAAACUUGAACGAGACACUGACUGUGCUGGAAAGAAGCCUCCCCCGCUAUUUCCGUGGCGUCCAGGAAUUAUAUUUCAAUGAACUGCAGACAGAGAUGAAGUACAGCAAAAAUAAAAACAACCCCCGGAAGAUGAAAGAAUCGACAAGGAGGAAACUGGAGAGCUCGCUGAAACUCGAAUACGAUUUCUACUAUUUCGUGAAAAAGAGAUUGCUGAACCAACGUCGCUGGAAGAAUUGAUAGGUAGAAAAAGAGAUUAGAUUAUUUCUAACUGUGAUAUUUUAUAAACGCAAUAAAGAAUAAUAGAUGAUGCGUGUUUCCUUGCAUCCUGUUUGUAUCAAUAAAUACAUUUUCUGAUAUAAA
Molecule: messenger RNA, 1247 nt
Organism: Cloeon dipterum
Lineage: Eukaryota; Metazoa; Arthropoda; Insecta; Ephemeroptera; Baetidae
Product: uronyl 2-sulfotransferase-like
Exons: 4
Coding region: 174-1124 (316 amino acids)
Cellular component (GO): membrane
Molecular function (GO): sulfotransferase activity
Source: RefSeq, a predicted model, not a curated record